Triplophysa dalaica is the source of this 6768-nucleotide messenger RNA. RefSeq names its product alpha-tectorin-like. Lineage: Eukaryota; Metazoa; Chordata; Actinopteri; Cypriniformes; Nemacheilidae. Gene Ontology annotation, molecular function: protein binding. The record is from RefSeq and is a predicted model, not a curated record. Gene Ontology annotation, biological process: cell-matrix adhesion.
UCUGCUUUAACUGCUGAAGAGAGAAUCUCAUAGAUUUUGUUCUGUAGUAGCAUUCCAUCUCAGGUGCAGGAGUUGUAGUUUGUAACAAUGAGGUUUUUAAUCUCAUUGUACGUGUGCCUUCUGGUGCUGAAUUAUAGUGAAAUAAGCAAUGGGCAAGGCACAUUUUAUCCGUUUGGAAAUGGAGAUAUAGUGAAUGGACGCGUCGAUGAUGGAAGUUCUGCAGUCAUCUACCUCCUGCAACCUUUUUUAUUUUUUGGACAUACAUACAACCAAAUACAUGUGAACAACAAUGGACACCUGACGUUUGAUGCGUGGUCCAGCUACUCUCCAUACACAUUCCCAGCUUAUGGUGGUAAAGACAUCAUCGCUCCGUUCUGGACUGAUAUUGAUAACCGUGGGAAUGGUGUUAUCUCAUAUCAGCAGUACACCUCUGGAGAUGUCCUGACACAGGCUUCACAAGACAUCCACCAGUACUUCGCUGACCUGAGCUUUUCUGCUUCAUGGGUCUUUGUUGCAACAUGGGACAGAGUGGCAUAUUAUCCACAGUCAGGAACAGAAACAUCUUUCCAAGUGGUUUUGAUUUCAGAUGGCCAUCUUUCAUUUAUAAUAAUGAACUUUGGAACUAUUGCUCCAUCACAGCGAUAUGUGCAGGCCGGCUAUGACACCAUCGACUCAAGUCACCAUUUUUCAAUUACUGGAUCACUUGUGAAUGGCUUUACAAGCCUAACAUACAGCAGCAAUGUCAAUGUUCCAGGCAGAUGGGGAUUCAGAACAGAUCAUGGAUCACGGGGCUGUCAGUUCAAUGGUUUAGCAGUGCAGCUGGGAGAUUCUUUCUGGAGUGAUUCCAACUGUCAUCAGAGAUGCACUUGUACCAGAAGGGGUCUCCAGUGCAGGCAGGAGCCCUGCACUUAUUCCCAAGCAUGCCGUAGAGAUGCUUUCCAAUACUCUUGUCAGAACAUUCGGAGGCAAACCUGCACGAUCUCUGGAGAUCCUCACUAUUACACCUUUGACAACCAGGUUUUUCACUUUCAAGGAACAUGUACUUACAUUCUCUCAGAGGCUUGUGGCAAUGGUUUGCCGUACUAUCGCAUUGAAGGCAAAAAUGACCACCGCGGUAGUACACAUGUGUCAUGGACUCGGAUGGUCAGAGUAUUUGUGUAUGAUGAAGAAAUUGAACUAAUUAAAGAUCACCACUAUGAAGCAAAGGUUAAUGGGACCCUUACAGCAACACCUUUCAGUCUGCACAAUGGAUCCAUACAGGUCUAUCAGUCAGGUUUCAGCUUGGCAAUCAGCACAGACUUUGGUCUGGUUGUUACAUAUGAUGCACGCAGCUGGGUCACUAUCUCUGUUACGUAUGAGUACCAGAAUGCCACAUGUGGUCUGUGUGGAAACUUUAACCUGCAUCCUGAAGAUGAUUUCCGUUCCCCUUCUGGGGAGAUACUGAGCUCAGAUGUGGACUUUGCCAACUCUUGGAAGGCAGAGGGGGACACAGACCCAGGAUGUCAUAAUGUCAGGUGCACAGGUCUGGCUUGUGCUGUUUGUAGCAAUGACGAAAUGAGGGUUUAUGGUGAUACAAACCACUGUGGGAUCCUAGGAGCUGUGUUUGGCCCCUUUGCUGCCUGUCACUCUGUGCUUUCUGCACAGACAUACAUAGAUAGCUGUAUGUACGAUAUUUGCUUAGGAGGAGGGUACCAACCCAUUCUGUGCCAGGCUCUCAAUGUGUACGCUGCUCAAUGCCAACAGCAGGGAGUACAAUUAGGCCAGUGGAGACGUGGGGGAUUCUGUGAGAUUCAAUGUCCUGAGCGCAGCCAUUUUGAGUUUAAUGGGACAAGCUGCCCUGCAACCUGCACUGAUCCCUCUGCCCCCAUGAACUGUCCCUUGCCCAAUCAAGAGAGCUGUAUAUGUGAUGCUGGGUACAUUCUCAGUGCUGGGACAUGUGUUCCUGAAGCAGACUGUGGCUGCACCUUUGAGAGAUUCUAUUACGCUGAGGGACAGUCAGUAGUGUUGGAUGAGGACUGUGGUAGACAGUGUGUUUGCAGCAGCCGGACAAUGAUCUGCCAUCAGCACCAGUGUAGUCCAGCAGAGGUGUGUGAAGUUCAUCACGGUGUGAGGGGCUGCAGACCAACCAGCUAUGCAACCUGUUCAGUUGAAGGCCUAGGGUUCUAUCAUACCUUUGAUGGACAAGCUUUCAGAUAUCCAGGAGCUUGUGGACUGACCCUUGCAAGGGUGAUGGGACAAUUCCAAUUACCAUCCUUUCUUUUGACAGUGGAGAAAGUACCACGAGGCCAUCAAGGUUUUGCUAGGUUCCUGAAGUUUGAGGCAGAUGGGACUCGUGUCUCCAUAGAAAUGGGAGAAGGUAGCAAUGUGCAGGUGAAUGGACAGAUGGUCGGUUUGCCCAUUAGUGUUGGAUCCAGUCAGAUCAGCAUCUAUCACAGCGGUGUCAUGGGUUUUGUUCUGGAAACAAACUUCGGGGUGACCAUUAGAGCUGACUGGCCGCACAUUGUCAGGAUCACAGUGCCGAGGACUUACAGUAGUACACUUGGAGGUCUAUGUGGGAACUUGAAUGGAAAUAUUACAGAUGAGUUUAUAAGCCCAGAUGGUGUCCUGCUGGAUGAUCCCCAGACAUUUGCAGACAGUUGGCGUGAUGGUUCCCUAUCAGCCCACUGUGAGGAUUCAAAUAACCUCUGGGAAUCAGGACAUUAUCAGAACAGCCAGUUCAGUGAGCAAUGCAGAAUCAUGACCUUGCCCUUCGGACCAUUUGCUGAGUGCAGAAGAACACUAGACCCUACGCAACGAAUCCAAGACUGCAUUCACAUGCUGGAGCAGACCAGCGGAGCCAGGGAGGCUCUCUGUGAGGCCCUUCGUGGAUACACACUGCUCUGCCAACAGAAUGGCAUUGCAGUUGGAGAAUGGAGGAAUUUUACCCACUGUGAACCCAACUGCCCACCACAUGCCCAUUACGAACUGUGUGGCACCAGCUGUCCUGCAUCCUGCCCUAGUCUCUCAUUUCCCUUUCAGUGCACCCUGCAGUGCCAGGAGGGAUGCCAGUGUAAUGAUGGGCUUGUUUUGAAUGGAGAUCAAUGUGUGCCGCCCAUGGGCUGUGGUUGUCGCUAUGCUGGACGUUAUCGACAGCCCAGGGAGCAGUUCUGGCAUGAUGAGGAGUGCCAGUCUCUGUGUGUUUGUGAUGGGAUUACUGGAAAUGUCCAUUGCACACCAUCCUCUUGCAGUGAACAGGAACUCUGCAGUGUGGUGGAGGGAGAGUAUGGCUGCCAUCCCAGUCCACAUGCUAGUUGUUCUGCUUCAGGAGACCCCCAUUAUAUCUCUUUUGAUGGGAAAUACUUUGAUUUUCAGGGCACAUGCAGAUAUGUGCUGGCCACAGUAUGUAAUGACAGUCGUGGUCUAUCACACUUCCAGGUGGAUGCAAGAAAUGAGGCUUGGCAUGGACUCCCAGUGUCCAUUACCGUUGAGGUUUUUGUCAAUGUCUCUGGACAUCUCGUCCACAUGUCACAGGACCUAAAUGGUUAUUCUUCUGUUCAGGUUGAUGGAGAGAUCAGAAACCUUCCCGUCCUACUUGAUUCUGGCCGGGUAUCUGUCUACUCCACUGGAUCGAACACUCUUGUUUCAACUGACUUCGGUUUGAGUGUGACUUAUGGCUUCUGGGCGGUAAACAUCAAUGUACCAGCAGACUACCGAGGAAUUACGUGUGGACUUUGUGGCAACUUUAACGGUCAUAGUGAGGACGACUUCAUGACUCCUUCAGGUUCUUUGGCUCCUUCAUUAGAACAGUUUGGGGCGGAAUGGAAGGUUGAGGACGAGAUGCCAUGCAAUGAUGGGUGUGGGGACAACUGUCCUCUGUGCCAAGAUCAGAGCACUGCUCAUGCCAUGUGUGAGAUCAUCAGAGACAACCUGGGCCCCUUUAGCUUCUGUCACCCUUCUGUAGAUCCACAAGCGUACUUUAAUGACUGUUCAUUUGAUGUUUGCCUCUCUGGAAACCUUCAUGAUGUAUUGUGUCAUUCUAUCCAAUCCUAUGUGAGGGCCUGUCAAUCUGCCAAUGCUGUUGUCUAUCCCUGGAGAGAAAGUGCAUUAUGUUCCAUGAUAUGUCCAGACAACAGUCACUAUGAGCUGUGUGGUACAGACUGUGGUCAUACAUGCGCCAGCAGCAUUGAUCCUAGUUGUGAACACACAUGCUCUGAGGGAUGUUUCUGUAAUGAUGGAUUUGUGAGGAGUGGAGAAUACUGUGUGCCUGUGGAGCAAUGCGGAUGCUUGUAUGAUGGAUUCUACUAUGAUAUUGGUGAACACUUCUGGAAUUCAGAAUGUUCCCAACGCUGUGAAUGUUUUGCCCCGUAUGAUCUGCGUUGUUCAUCAUCCUCUUGCCCAACGAAUAUGGAGUGUAUAGUCAGAAAUGGACAUCGUGACUGUUACGGUGUUGACAACUUUACUCAUACUACCGCUGAAACGACCACACAAACCACCACCACUGACACCACAACCACAGAAACCACUACCACUGAGAUGCCCACAAGCAUAGAAACAACGACCACUGAGAUGCCCACAACCACAGAAACAAUGACCACUGAGAUGCCCACAACCACACAAACCACUACAACUGAGAUGCCCACAACCACACAAACCACUACAACCGAGGUGCCCACAACCACACAAACCACUACAACUGAGAUGCCCACAACCACAGAAACAACGACAACUGAGAUGCCCACAACCACAGAAACAAUGACCACUGAGAUGCCCACAACCACACAAACCACUACAACUGAGACGCCCACAACCACAGAAACAAUGACCACUGAGAUGCCCACAACCACACAAACCACUACAACUGAGAUGCCCACAACCACAGAAACAAUGACCACUGAGAUGCCCACAACCACACAAACCACUACAACUGAGAUGCCCACAACCACAGAAACAACUACAACUGAGACGCCCACAACCACACAAACCACUACAACUGAGAUGCCCACAACCACACAAACCACUACAACUGAGACGCCCACAACCACAGAAACAAUGACCACUGAGAUGCCCACAACCACACAAACCACUACAACUGAGAUGCCCACAACCACAGAAACAACGACAACUGAGAUGCCCACAACCACACAAACCACUACAACUGAGAUGCCCACAACCACACAAACCACUACAACUGAGACGCCCACAACCACAGAAACAAUGACCACUGAGAUGCCCACAACCACACAAACCACUACAACUGAGACGCCCACAACCACAGAAACAACAACCACUGAGAUGCCCACAACCACACAAACCACUACAACUGAGAUGCCCACAACCACAGAAACAACGACAACUGAGAUGCCCACAACCACAGAAACAAUGACCACUGAGACGCCCACAACCACAGAAACCACUACCACAGCGAUGCCCACAAAUGCAGAAACCCAAACUCCUGUGACUGAUCCAUGCCUUUCACUCAACUGUACUGAAGAUGAAUGGUGUGGAGAGAGAAAUGGUGUUCACGGCUGUUUCUGCAAAGACAACCAAACCAUAUCUGAACCUCACUCCUUCGAUUUCUCUGAAACCUGUGAGAGCAGUUCAGGAUCUAUAUCUCUAUCUCGUUGUCAGCUGUUUGAAGCUGGUUUUUCAGCUCAUGUUCUUCAUCUCAAUGACCGCAGCUGCAGAGGAACCAUCCAGAACGGAAGAUUGCAGUUUCACUUUGAUUACAAUGAUCACAUCUGUGGCACCAGACUUGUGGCCAAUGGCACUCACAUCAUCUAUGAGAACUUUAUUUUGGGGACACCAGAGUCAGCCACAGGUCUCAUUAGCAGAGAGAAAAUACUGAAGCUAAAUUUCAGCUGUAUUUACCCACAAACACAAACACUUUCUAUGAUAGAUAUCAACCCACUGGAGACCAUUGAACACAGGAUUCUUCCCGCUGGUGAAGGGAGGUAUCAGGUGAGAAUGGUUCCAUAUCAGGAUUCUGAGUUCUCUCAGCCCUUCUCUGGUCGUGUGGAUGCAGAACUCAACCAGCAGAUGUUUGUUGAGGUUGGUGUUGACGGGGUUGACAGUCGUCAGUUUGUCACAGUGAUUGACACAUGUUGGGCUACACCUGUGAAUGAUCCAGAUUACAGUCUGCGCUGGGAUCUCAUCACUGGAGAGUGUCCAAAUCCACAAGACAACACAGUGGAGCUUCUUCAGAAUGGUGUCUCAACAUCCAGCCGUUUCUCCUUCAGGAUGUUUAUCUUCAACGCAAACGCCACUAAAGUUUACCUGCACUGUUCUGUUCAUCUGUGUCUUCUGACCAACAAUCUCUGUUCAGCGGAUUGUCAUUCUGGACAUCACCAGAGGAUGGGGAGGUCUGUGGACUUUUAUGACAGUUCUUCUAUAUCCAUGGGUCCUCUAGUCUGGUCUGGUGGAGCUUCAGAUACAUGGAGACCAGAAAAACUGAUGACAUCUGGAGCGUCAGGUCUCUGUGGUUGCUUGAUCAUUCUACUGGUUUCACUACUGAGUGUCUGCACCAUCUACUAGGAUAUUUACACAAUUUCGUUUUAAUGAAUUUUAUAAUCCAUGAAAUAUCCUAACAUUUUGCUAAUUCAUAUCUAACUUUGUUUCUAAUGAACAUAAAGCAAUGAUCUUGUUUUGACCACUUGAUUAAUAUUUUCUAGAAUGAUAACAUAACAUUUUUAAUUGACUGUUGAUUUCUAUUUUUAAAUGUCAAAUACAAGGUUUUACCUCUGUUUAAAUAAAAUUGCAUAUUGUCAAAAUAAACUUCACACAAAGCAGAAA